Molecule: messenger RNA, 2078 nt
Organism: Camellia sinensis
Lineage: Eukaryota; Viridiplantae; Streptophyta; Magnoliopsida; Ericales; Theaceae
Source: RefSeq, a predicted model, not a curated record
GAGAGAGAGAGAGAGAGAGAGAGAGAGAAUAUGGCGUUAACGAAGAGAAUUCAGGGAUGGUUCAAAUAUCAAGAACGUCAAGCUCUGAUCGUUCUAGGUCUGAUUUACGGCAACAGUAUGGCCACAUAUCUCUUGGCUAACUUGGUGACCUUCUUGACUCACAUUUGGAAGUUAAAGCUCAAGCAUGCUGUUGCAAUCAUAAACAUUAAAGAUGGAGCGGCAGGUAUCAUGGGGUUAGUGGAGGCUGCUCUCAUAGAUGCUUAUCUUGGCCAUGCUGGGAUGUUGCUCAUCACAAGUGUUCUUUACAGCAUUGGAUUGGGGUUGCUAGUAAUAUCAGUUCCUGAUCGGUUCUUUUCCAAUGGUGUAAAGUCAUGUCCAGCAAGGGAGAAAUUAUGCUCUUCAAAGCUAACUGCUUCACCAUUCUAUUGGGGAUUAGCUUUGAUUGUUCUUGCCAAGGCUGGCCAGGGAAUGUGUUUGAAAGCCCUCACCUUAGGUAAAAUAAAAUUCAAAAGAGAUCCACUCGAAACAAAGGAAUACAAAUUUGGUUUCUGGAAGUUUGAAUUUCCCCGAAGAAAGAUUCGAGACGAAAGGAAAUGUCAAAAGAAUAUUAUUCAAAUUACCUGCAACAUAGUUGGAGCUGCAGGUGGCAUCACAAUGAUUUUUGUAUUGUCAAUUUUUACCCCUGAUUGGUCUCAUCGGUUUUUGAUAUCUGCAUAUGUAAUGGCAAUUGGGAUCGCUAUAUUUUUUAGUGGAUACGCAUUUCUUUCCCCCCCUCAACUGCGAGCAAGUGCCCUCACAAACAUGUUGCGGGUCCUUCUGGCUGCAUUCGUAAAGAGGCAUCUUGACUCUACUAAGCAAGGUACAGAAUUUAACUAUAGGGAUGAAGAUCAGACACCUCAAGGUCAAGGUCACAACCAGGAGACACCUCAAGGUCCCAAGAAAAGGACGACGCUCGAUCGGCUCAAUAAUGCUGCAAUAAAUGUGCCAUGCAAUUUCUGCUGGUUUCCCGAUGGAUGGAUUAAUUGCACAGUGGAUGAGGUUGAGGAGACAAAGCUUCUGUUAAGAAUGGUUCCAAUCUCAGCUACCUUUCUUUUGUAUGGGGUGAUCAAAUCCAACAGUAAUACUUUUUUCAUUGCGCAAGGAUAUGCAAUGAAGAGGUCAUUUCAUUUCAUAUUACGAAAAAAGCAGCAUCAAAUUCAACUCCCCAUUCAAAUCCUCCGUCUUAUGGCAGGAUUCGCGACAUCUGCAGUGAAACCUCUGUAUAGGAUAGUAUUUGAACAACGAAUAGAGCGAAUGAAUGGGAGAUACUCAGCUGGAAUGAAGGUUGGUUUAGGAAUGGUUGCCGCUUUGGCUUGUUGUAGAGUUGCUUGGUGGGUGGAGAAUAAAAGGCUAAAAGCUUUGACAGAACAUGGCUUGUCAGGUAAUCCCGAUGCCAUUGCACCAAUAUCUGUAUUUUGGCUCUCUCCACAGUUUGUACUGAUGGGAAUCAUGGAUGGAUUAGCUCUUGGUGGUAUGGAGGAUUUCUUUAAGUAUCAGGUUCCAGAGUCAAUAAGGAAGAGAUAUGCACUCGUACUCACUGAAGCUGUGAUCGGAGGGGGAAAAAUACUGAACAUAGGGUUUAUUAUGAUAUUAGACGUGGUGGUCAUGAAGUUGAGAGCUGAAGAUGGAAGUUGGAUUGCAGACACUGUGAAUCAGAGCUGUUUAGAUCAUUUUUAUGCUGCAUUAGUGGUGGUGAGCAUAGCCAAUCUGUUAAUCUUUGCAUAUGUUGCUAGGUUCUACACUUAUUGUGAUUUUCUAAAAGAGGAAGACGACGAUGAAGAAGAAGAUCCACAUGAAGAAAUUAAAACUGGAAAGAAGCAAGACAAGAUGGAACCCACACCUGAUGAAGAAACUGAAAGAACAAUAAGAACUAAGGUUGUGCAAAAUGCCACUCAAUUCAGUGAAAUCGAAUUGAUCGGUAGCAAUUCACACCACUCUAACCAUUAUCAGCGUUAAACUUUAAAAUUUAUAAUCUGUCAACUGAACCGCUCCGUUCCGCUAUAGUUAAUACAUAUACAUUUUUUAACCUCUAAUGAAAU